Messenger RNA from Racocetra persica, 258 nucleotides. The record is from the annotation of a GenBank genome assembly. Lineage: Eukaryota; Fungi; Glomeromycota; Glomeromycetes; Diversisporales; Gigasporaceae.
AUGGAAAAUGAAAACAGCUUUGAACUCACUAAAGAACACUCUUCAAAUAUUGAAUUACAUAAUGAGAAUUUGGCUAUAAUAGUUGGUGAACCAGGAGUUAGACAAAUAGUUGACAAUUGGGAUGAACUUGAUUGUAAUAAAUUAUAUAAUAAGGAUUUGGCUAUAAUAGUUGGUGAACUUGAUUGUAAUGAAUUAUAUAAUGAGGAUUCAGCUAAUAUAAUGAAUGAAUUAGCAGCUAGACAAAUAUUUGGAAGUUGA